AGUCGCAGGUUUGGCUCAAGCAAAUCGGGCUGAAUAGCAGCCUGCUCAUACUUCAACGCCGAAACCCCUCGGUGAAUCAAUACGUUCUAAAGCAUUCGUUAGUGAUACAAUUCAAACAACAAACCUCCAUAUAGCUGCUUCCACGAUGGCGGGUAUGACGCACAUCAAGGAUCACCUCGAGGAUGCUAGCUCGAAGCAGGCGGAUAGGCGUGGUGUGCUGGUGCGCCUUUGGUAUGCCAGUCGCUGCUGGCGCGCACUGCUGUGUGCGCUCCCUGGACUUGCCGAGGCGCCCGUAUCAUGGGCCUUAGAGCUCAUCGAUGCCACGAGCGCAGCGAGGGUCGACAUGGCGCGCCAAUGGUGCGACGAACAGUUAGAGAAAUGUGGUUCGUUCGCUCUGGCAGCCAUGCGGGCAGUGCUGGGGAAGGCUCGGGAGCUCAGCGUCCACGCUUUCGUCUACACGUCGCGUGGUGUGCCGCAGUGCUUGCGCAAGUGGCUCCCCGCUACCACCUGCCCCUCUCCGCAGACAGGCGAGCACGAAGCCGAUUUCAACCUCAUCGCCAGCGCCUUCCAGCCAGUGUUGUUCAACAUCGCCGGCUUCGCGUGCAGCUCGCCCGAGGAGCUGGUUGCACUUACAACGCAGACAUCAAAGAGCGUGGCAGCUGAGCUGACGCCCGCGCGCAACGACUUGUGGGGCAGCCUCUACAAGCAGAGGUGGCCCGCAUUCCACGACUUCCUCCACUACCAGGGGCUCCAGCGGUGGGACGGGCUCUACGAGGACACCCUCGCCGGCAAGACGGAAGCGGUCCUCGAGAUCUUCGACCGCGAGAAGAAGUUGGGCUUCGCGAUGGCCGCCAUGGGAGCCAGGGUCACCUUCGAGGCGAGCAGCCGCUCCUACGUGGCCAGGUACCUCAGCGCCUGCGAGGUGCCUCCCGAGCACAUCCCGAAGCGGGAGGAGCACCGCCUCCGCUGCUGCCCGCCCGCGGUGCGCGACGCGCUGCGCCCGGGCCCGCCGCCGGACCCGGGCGACCCGCACGGCCCGGACUCGGGCCCGACGGCCGGCCUUUACCUGGACCGCGUGCUGGAGGGGUGCUCGAAGAAGGCACAAUGGCACAGACCUGAAUCGUCGGAGCUCCGCGCGGCUCUCUUGGAUCGGAGCUGAGCUCCCCUGGCGCGCUCCAGGGCGCCAGGGAGGGGGCUUCCGUGCAGGUCCAAGGGGUCCGCGCGGAGCUCCGAACAUUUCAUGUGUUGAUGCCGUGUUCUAUUCCUCCAGGUCCGAGGGCCUGCGGCCGGGCGCCGGGAUCGAGCUGCAGUGGAAGAUGCAGGAGGGCAGCCCGUUCGGGUGGUGGUACGGCCGCCUGGACGCCCUGGAGCACGACAGGGACGGCGUGCUCGCUACCGCGACGGUCACUUUCGUCCACUUCCCCAGCCAGUCGCGCUGGCGGACGCUGCGGGUACGCUUUGGCGACUCGCAGAUGCGGCCCUGCUCCUUCGGCGGCUUCACGGGCGGCAUCCGGAGCACCACCGAGGUCGAGCAGAAGCACUGGAUGAAUUUCUUUCCUCGCAAGGCCGCGGUGCUCUGAGCUGGCCGAUCGUGACGAUUGGGCGGCGGCACCCGCGCCAUGGGAGGCGCUGAUGCGCGUCUUCCGGGCACUCCUCUUCAUCAUCCUCGUCCUGGGGCUGGGGACGACUACUAUCGGGCGCAGCCGCCCAGACAUAGAAAGACGCAACCGCCGCUGCGUCCUCUAUCUCUACAUUCCUGUCCAGCGCCCCCUCCCUCUCCUUUUCGUCUUUCUCGUUCUCCUCCUUUUCCUCCUCCCCCCCAUUCUUCCCCUAGCCAUACAUUGGACUCAUGCCCACUGCGUCUGAAGGCUCACUCAGAAAAACAGCGAGC
Prorocentrum cordatum is the source of this 1891-nucleotide messenger RNA. NCBI's taxonomy places the organism in Eukaryota, Dinophyceae, Prorocentrales, Prorocentraceae. The record is from the annotation of a GenBank genome assembly.